Messenger RNA from Hyposmocoma kahamanoa, 4026 nucleotides. Its product is annotated as rabankyrin-5. The record is from RefSeq and is a predicted model, not a curated record. The transcript is spliced from 17 exons. The coding region runs from base 1 to 3009 and encodes 1002 amino acids. NCBI's taxonomy places the organism in Eukaryota, Metazoa, Arthropoda, Insecta, Lepidoptera, Cosmopterigidae. Gene Ontology annotation, cellular component: cytoplasm. Gene Ontology annotation, molecular function: metal ion binding; protein binding.
AUGUCGGAAUGCGCAGCAUCGAGCGAGGUGUCGAAGCUCCAGCAGCACUUGGCCCUUCUGAAGGAGGAGUAUGGAAAACUGCAGAGUCAUUGUGCCGAGGUGGAACGGAAGUAUACGCUGGCCGCGGCGUCUGCCGGCGACUUGAGCGAGACCAGUUUUGUAGCGCGACUCCUCAUGACGGUUGCUCAGUUAUACGGUAGGGAGACCUACUCUGAUAUCAAGAUCAAGCUGCAAAGCAAGUCUAUGCCAGGACAUAAGUUUGUGCUUAAUGCUCGUUCUGAUGAUUGGAAUGAAGAAGCUUUGAAAAAUCUGGAGGAGUUAGAUUGGACAACACUCCCUGAUGAUGUAGGCGCAGCCCUACUCAAAUGGUUGUACACGGAUGUAGUGGAUUUGUCGCGAGGAGACACCUUCGCUCUGCAGCUCAUGAAAUCUGCAGCCUCCUUUAAGCUGCACGGUCUUGUAAACAAGUGUGAACAGGCGCUCAUUACUUCUGUUGGAGUCAGAACCUGCGUUAAGUUCUACUCGGCCGCAGAUGAGAUCGGCGCUUCGGCUCUCAAAGAACAUUGCUCAGGACUUAUCUCCGCUCACUGGGAUGACCUUACAGGCGAUGACUUUGCGCACAUGUCAUCGGCUCUACUAUACCGCAUGCUGAAGAGCAAAACGCCGCAACCCCUGCACGGUGCCGUGCGGCUGCUGCGCGAGGACGUCGUGUUUCUCUGCCUCGUCGAAAACCAUGCCAAUCUAACAGACAUAGUAAACGCAAUGUCGUCGCGAGGUGAGCUGCCGCUCGAGCUCGCUCUUCGAGGCCGCAGCGCUUCUAUUGCCACCACUCUUCUGCAGCACUGUGCAGACCCUGAUGCUAGAGGACCAAGAGGCAGAACUUUGUUGCACAGAGCUGUCGAUGCUAGAGACGCGUUUUCAGCAAAGUUUCUUGUUGAAAAUGGAACGGAUCCUAAUCUAACUACCAAAGAGGAAGGAGACACCGCGCUGCACCUUAUAGCGUCGCUGACGUCGAGCUCUUGCGACGAAGAGACGAUGGAACAAAUGGCGGAAAUCGCAGAUACCAUGAUACAAAAAGGCGCUGAUAUUAAUCGACAGAAUAGAAAAGGAUUCACACCUCUGCACCAGGCGGUUAUAGCGCGAAACCAGAGAAUAUUCGAUUUACUUCUAAAACAACCGACACUGGAUACAAAUCUUCGCACGAUUAGCGACGAACAUCCCCCGCUCUACUACGCCUUGGUCGACGAUCGCCGAGCAUCGAUAUCUUCAAGUGAAACACUCGUUAUGAAUGGUUCUAAUCCUUUCGACACUCCAGUGACGAAUAAAAACGCCUUUACUGAGGACCCUGUGGAAGGAAAAAUUGAAAAUAUUGUAGAGAGAGGAUUCGCUGCUAAGUUGUUAGAGAAAGGAUGUCAGCCUAAUCCUCUGUACUCUACAAACGGAGAUAGUUUGUUGCAUAUUUUGGCGCAAGGAUGGUUUGAGCUAGCGAUCCAUUGCCGCCUCGGCUUGGUCGUGGAGGCAUUGUGUGUACGUGGUGUAGACAUGAGCCGAUUAGAUGCUAAUGGAGUGCCCCCUCUGUGGGCUGCGCUUGACUCCGGGCAGGAAGAAGUAGCCAGUAUAUUGGUUCGAAAUGGCGCAGACGCUGAUUGUUGGGGACCGGGACCAGAUGGAUGUCUGCAAACUUUGUUGCACAAGGCCAUAGACGAGAACAAAGAAGCACUGGCAACGUUCUUGAUCCGUUCUGGAUGCGACGUAGAAUCGCCGCGUAGAAUCGGCGCGGGCGGCGAGGGAGCCGACGUCGCCAACGAGAAACAGGCACCGCUGCAUCUCUGUUGCACUUGGGGACUAACUGACGUCAUACAGACGCUUUUAGAACACGGCGCCGAUAUAAACUCGAAAGACGCAGAAGGUAAAACGCCCCUGCACAUUGCUAUCGAAAACCAACACGCGGGCAUCAUCUCGCUGCUGCUGUCCCAGCCGGGCAUCGACCUGUCCGCGAGAGACAACAAGGGCGUCUCGCCCUUUGCCGCUGCCCUCACCGCUAGGAACAAUAAAGCUGCACAGGCUAUUUUGGAAAAGAAUCCUUCGGCUGCUGAACAGGUGGACAAGAAAGGUCGUAACUUCCUUCACGUAGCCAUUCAGAAAUGCGAUAUGGAAAGCGUAAUGUUCCUUUUAUCAGUGGAAGUCGAUGUGAACUCGCGCGUACAAGACGCCACGCUCGCUCCGCCGUUGCAUUUAGCAGCUGCUGCCGGAAAUGAAGUGUUGCUGAGGAGUUUGUUGCUGGCUGGAGCUAGACCGAACGACAGAGAUGCUCAUAAACGUACGGCUCUCCACGUAGCGGCAUCGACAGGUCACGCUACAAUAAUAUCAGCCCUUCUAAGUGGCGGCGCGCUGUGCGACGCGGUGGACGCUGGCGGCGACAACGCGUUACAUGUCGCGGCGAGAGAAGGUCAUGCCAAUGCUGCAAGAGCGCUACUGGCUGAUAGUGAGAUUGAUGCAGUUGCUACUAACCUUAAGGGACGAAACCCGCUACACGAAUUGUGUUGGUGUAAAAAAGACAACGCGGCGACGAUUUGCGAGAUAUUCCUAGAAUUCAUGCCUGAUUAUCCCAUCAAUAGGACCGAUUUGCAGGGUAAUACUCCACUCCUGCUGGCAUACAUGAAUGGUCAAGGUGCGAUGUGUAGAGUACUCGUCCGAGCAGGAGCGUGUCUAGCGCAAGAAAAUAAAGAUGGCAUUUCUAUUUUCAACUAUCAGGUGGCAACAAAACAAUUGCUGCAUCGGCUGUUAGACGCUUUGCCAGCUGAAGCUCCCUGGGCCGAGAGCGAUCUUUGUCAAGAGUGUGGUACCAAGUUCACUCUUACUAUGCGAAAACAUCACUGCCGUCACUGCGGACGAAUGUUAUGCAACAAGUGCUCAAGCCAAGACGUACCGAUCCUUAAAUUCAACCUGAAUAAACCGCAGCGGGUCUGCGAGAUUUGCUUUAAUGUGCUUCAAGUUGGCGCGAGUUAGUAACAACACCUCACUCAUCGAACCUUAGCUAGUCGAUGGAACGUUUUGGACCACUAAAAGGCCAACGACUGUAUAGGAUAACCAUAAAUAGUAGUUUAAAUACCACGUUCCAAAAGAUGUAUGAUUUGAGAUUUUCUAUAGUUAGCCUGUUUAAUGUGGGCUUGAGGCUAAGAUACUAUUUGCUGCAAGGAGUUGCAGAAUUUUUUUAUUCAGUGUGUAUGUACACUUAAGAGUACUCAAAAACAUUCUGAAGUUAUACAUAUAUGUAAUGUGCUAUAAGUAUGUAUUUUUACUUAAGUAUUUGAUUGUAUUUGAACAAUAUUUUUUCAAUUGUAAGAUUGACAUUUUUGGUGAUAAAGAAAUGGGUAGGUUCACAUUGUCACUAAUUAUUUCGAUAGUAGUUUUUGUAACCGUAGUUGUAUUGUUAAUGUUGACGGUCUCCAUGCGGACACUUACACAGCAGCUGCGCUAGAGCAUUAUCCUAUGAAAAUUUUGUCACAAUCACGUUCUGCGCGGCAGCUGAUCACUCAUGCCGUUUUGCUACGAGAAAACAUCUAUAUUUUAGGCUAAACAUUUAUGGUAUUCUAGAACUGAAAGCCAUGCGUCCAUUUAAAUUUACAUGGCUGCAACUUAGUGCCUCAAAUUGUUUGAGAUGGCAAUUUUAUCUAGGAAUAUAAAAUUGUAUAUGCCAAAGUCUGAACAUGCUUUUACUUCCCUUGAAAUUGCUAGCUUUAAGUAUAUGAAUACAUUAUGUAUUAUCAAAUUAAAUUAGGUUUAUUACUGUUAUUGUAAUAUUGUUAAAUUUUAUAUUUUAUUUUUAUCACUCAUCAUUUGUGAUUUUGUUUGUGUGCAUUUUCAUUGCUUAGAAAAAUGUCAAUUUUCACUUUUAGUGUUAAAAUUUUGUAUGGACUCAAAUGUAUUUUCAAAUGAUUUAGAUUUUAAGGUUUGAUCAUUUUAACUUGUAAUAAUUUCGUACUCCAUAAUGAAAAGUUCAAAAUUCAUUAUAUACAUUCCGCA